UUCCGCCUCCUCUGCCGUCUACGGGCAGCGACGGGCGGCAGAAGAGGCCCGGCGCCGGCGGAAGGCGAAGCGCAACCCUGCCCUGCCAUGGAGAGUCGGGGGCUGCAAGAGCCCAAUAAUAAUUCAGAAUAUGAAGCAGAUGAACCUGGCAUACCACCAGCUGCUGAACCAUCUGAGGACCAGACACAUAUAGUUGAGUCCCCACCGUCACUGGAUGACUUACCUGGGGUUAAAACACCAGCAUCUGCAGACCAGCCAUCUGUAGUGGAAUUGCCAGUGUCUGCAGACCAGUUGGUUGUUGAGAAACCACCAGGUUCUGAUGACCAGUUACCUGUCGUUGAAUUUCUCACAUCCGGGGAAAACUCUGAUGAGAUCGGAUCACCUGUGGGUGAAGAGCCAGGUUUCAAAGUCAAGAUGUCCGUGUCUGACUCUGCACAGGCUGGCAGUAAAACGCCUGGGGCUCAGUCAUCAGCAGCUGUAAUCAAGCCAACAGAGACUACGUGUGAAAUAUCGGAGCAGCCAAUGGUGUACGAAGACCCCUUUGAAGUCUCCAUUAGGUACAUGGAGAAACACAAUAUUCUGCAGAUAUUUCAGCUAGUGUUGGAGCAGAAAGUGCAGCCACCGAUCUGUCCAAGGAUCAAUACUUCUUUCCUUCUGUCUGUCUGUCUCAGGACAUCACAGAAAAACUGGUGUACCACAAGCCUGAUGACCCCUUGCAGUUCAUAUUGCUGCAGGUGCAGUCUAUGAUAAAUGCCAGGCAGACAGAAAUGGAGGGAAUAUUGGAGGAGAACGAAGAUGCAGAGGUUUUUCUGGAAGAGAUCCUGUACCCUCCUUUUGACCCCUACUGACCUUGCUAUUGUGGUAUUGCAUGGGGCCUUCACAGCACCGUGCUUUUGUAGUCGUUGACAGUAACUUGGAACAUGUCUGCUUGUAUCUCUGUUUCCUGAUUUUUCUAUUCUGUAUGCUUGUGCUUCCCCUUGGGUUUAAAUCCUGUGACCAAAUAUUGGGUUUGAUGCACAAACUCAAAUCUUAAAGUGUGUGUGGACCUGCAUCCAUGUAUGGCGCACCUUGAAGAGGCAGGUCUGUUGAACUCCCACAUUUAGGCCACCCCUAAGACUUUGCUUUUCCAUGCAGAGAAACCUCACAGCCCAGACAAUGCAAGCACAAAACCAAGUAGAAUUAUAAAGCAGCCCUGGACAACCCACAGUCCUCUGUUUUUUCAUGCUCCGUUGGUGGCUUACUUUCUCCAGCUAUGCAGCCGCGCCUAUCCCCAUCUAAUACUUUGAGAAGCUGGGUUUGUGGCUUUCCCGCUGUCCCCAGAGCUCCUCUGAUGCAAGCUGUCUCUUUGCCUCUUCCACACACUGGGUGCGGCUGCCUCACCCUUAACCAUCCCUGCUAGGUUCUGAUCAUGCUGCUUUUUGGGGUUGCCCUGAUUGUAUUAUUGCAAGUACAGUGUAUAUUUUGAUAAGUAGAACAGUAAAGCAACAGUUGCACCCACCCUCUGUGGCUUCGGAAGACAUUGUCGCUCAGGAAUGUGGGAGGUGAAUAAAACUAAACAAACCAAAACCAAGCACCAGUAUCCCAGGAAAUUCAGUCAAGGUACACUUUGCAAACAUGCCAUUCGAACUGCUUUUGAUUCUCAAAACACUUACAAUCCUCAUUUUCAUACUACCCAAGUGUUUGUUUCCACCCUGUAAAGAAACUUUGUAUUUCUUUUUCUUGUCUCUUGCCUGAAGAUUAUUGAAAAUGUGCAACAGAGCAUGCUGUUAUUUUGGCUUCAUUUAAGUGUAUGUGCAGUAGAUGCCAGAAAGUUUUUUGUCACAACAGACUUUUCUCUUUUUUAGGCAAGUGCUCUAAUUUCAUGAUGGAUGGUAGUGUAUUCCCAAAUGACUGUCUC
This is a messenger RNA of Chroicocephalus ridibundus (black-headed gull), 1897 nucleotides long. It is a transcript of the gene TEX55, whose product is annotated as testis expressed 55. The coding region runs from base 88 to 747 and encodes 219 amino acids. The record is from RefSeq and is a predicted model, not a curated record. The transcript is spliced from 4 exons. Gene Ontology annotation, cellular component: nucleus. Lineage: Eukaryota; Metazoa; Chordata; Aves; Charadriiformes; Laridae.